CCCACGUGACCCGCCGCGCAGGGGCCCGCGAGAGCAGGGGGGACGUUAUAAUUUGAAAGCGGCUCGAGCUCGGGUUCGGGUUCGGACGGACGGGGUUUCAAGAUGAAGGUGAAAAUGUUGUGCAGAAAUCCGGAUGACUACGUUAGAGAGACGAAAAUAGACAUUCAGCGAGUUCCAAGGAAUUAUGAUCCCGCAUUGCAUCCAUUUGAGGUACCUCGGGAAUACACCAGAGCACUGAAUGCCACCAAACUGGAGCGUGUCUUUGCCAAGCCAUUCGUAGCAUCACUUGAUGGUCACAGAGAUGGCGUGCACUGUAUGGCUAAGCAUUUUACGAGUUUAUCCACAAUAAUCUCUGGGGCUUGCAAUGGUGAGAUCAAAGUUUGGAACUUGAUGAAGCGUGAAUGCAUCCGUACAGUGCAAGCGCACACAGGUUUUGUCAGAGGCAUCUGUUCUAGAUUCUGUGGUACAUCAUUUUUUACAGUUGGUGAUGAUAAGACCAUCAAACAGUGGAAAAUGGAGAGUCCCGCAUUUAAUGAGGAAGAAGAGCCAAUGCACAUGAUUCUAGGCAAGACUGUUUAUACAGGAAUUGAUCACCAUUGGAAAGAUGGUGUAUUUGCAACAUGUGGACAGCAGGUGGAUAUCUGGGAUGAACAGAGGACUAGCCCAAUUCGCUCUUUUACGUGGAGUGUGGACAGUAUCAGCAGUGUUAAAUUUAACCCAAUAGAGACACACCUUCUUGCCAGCUGUGCGUCUGACAGAAAUAUCGUUUUGUAUGAUAUGAGACAGGCAGCUCCUUUGAAAAAGGUUAUCAUGGACCUGCGGACUAAUGCCGUUUGUUGGAACCCUUUGGAAGCUUUUAUUUUUACUGGAGCGAAUGAGGAUUACAACUUAUAUACCUUUGACAUGCGCUACCUUGAUACGCCUCUAAUGGUGCAUAGGGAUCAUGUGUCGGCAGUACUGGAUGUAGAUUACUCUCCAACAGGAACAGAGUUUGUUUCAGCGAGUUUUGAUAAAUCUAUUCGUAUUUUCCCUGCAGACAAAGGGCAUAGCAGGGAGGUGUACCAUACAAAACGUAUGCAACAUGUGAUGUGUGUAAAAUGGUCUGCUGAUAGUAAAUACAUACUUUGUGGUUCUGAUGAAAUGAAUAUCCGUUUGUGGAAGGCUAAUGCUUCAGAAAAACUUGGUGUGCUUAUGCCAAGAGAGAAGGCAGCUAUGAACUACAAUCAAAAGCUUAAAGAAAAAUUCCAGCAUCAUCCUCAGAUCAAACGGAUAGCUCGUCACCGGCAUUUGCCUAAACUGAUUUAUAGCCAGUCCAAGGAACUCCGUAUCAUGAGGGAAGCACAACGCAGAAAGGAACUGAACCGUCGCAAGCACAGCAAACCAGGAUCUGUACCAUUUGUUACAGAGAGGAAGAAGCAUAUUGUGGCUGUGGUGAAAUAGCUAUUCUGCCUCUACAUUAUAUAUUAAUUAUUGCACAGAAUUUGAUCAAGGAAAAACAUUUGUAAUAAUAUACAAUUGUAAUAAAAUUUUGUAUUUUA
This is a messenger RNA of Leucoraja erinaceus (little skate), 1538 nucleotides long. RefSeq names its product ddb1 and cul4 associated factor 13 (gene dcaf13). The record is from RefSeq and is a predicted model, not a curated record. Gene Ontology annotation, molecular function: protein binding. Gene Ontology annotation, biological process: maturation of SSU-rRNA from tricistronic rRNA transcript (SSU-rRNA, 5.8S rRNA, LSU-rRNA). Lineage: Eukaryota; Metazoa; Chordata; Chondrichthyes; Rajiformes; Rajidae. The coding region runs from base 103 to 1440 and encodes 445 amino acids. Gene Ontology annotation, cellular component: nucleolus; small-subunit processome. The transcript is spliced from 11 exons.